AACUUCCGGGUUCGCAUGCAGUAGACUAUAACAAAACAGCUCGGCGUUCAGUAAAACUAGACGCAUCCAGAUUUACAUAUAUAGAAAAACCAGGACUUGAGCAUCUGUUAAUCAUUCAAGUUGAUAAAAUGGCCAGUGGAAAUAAGUACGAAGUUGACCCUAGUAAUGCAGGGUACGACCAGACCCCGAAGCAGACAGGUCCGAACCCAAAUCAGUACAACGCAGGAUACAACCAACCUCCUCCCUAUGUCCAGCAGCCCGGUGGUUAUGCCCAGUAUCCUGCUGGUUAUGCCCAGCAUCCUACCGGUUAUGCCCAGCAGCCUACCGGUUAUGCCCAACAGCCUACCGGUUUUGGCCAUCACACCAACAAUACAGUUGUGGUGACAAAUAAUGCACCGGGGCCAGUGAUCAUUGCUGCACCCCCCAGAGGAAAUGACUGGCUCGUUCCCGCCAUUUUGAGCUGUUUUUUCUGCUGCCCAUUAGUUGGGAUCUGUGCCAUAGUUGCUGCCGUCAACGCGAGGAGUAAUUAUGAUUGUGGGGAUACAAGUGGUGGUAGAUCGAGUGCCAGCUGGGCCAAAGGAUUGACCUUGACCUCUAUCGGGAUAGGAGUGGCCUGUUACAUCCUCAUAAUCGUUUUGUACGCCACAGUCUUGAAGAGCGAAGAAGACAUUAUUAAUAACUACGGUUACAAUAAUAACUACUGAACACAGAAAACAAGAAGAGGGAUUUUAUAUGCACAUGUAACCUUUAAAUAUGAACACACUUUUGCUUAAUUCUGUGACAUUUUUGGACAAAAUGUUCAUCAAAUGUAUUAUCAUUUAUGAAAACGUCGAUAUUGUUCUUAAGGAAGAAAAACUUGUGUCUAAGCAUUUUUAAAAAAAUGUGCUCUUUUGAAAUGAUAAUUAAAAAUUUUACGACAAUUCACAUCAACUAACUAUUCAUUUAAAAAAUUCUUUUUGUAACAAAAAUAAACAUAUUUUCAACAGGACUAAAAUGCUGAGUAUAUGUACAUGCUUACACACUAGAUAUCCCUAACGUCUGCAUCUGCACAUAUUAGUGUAGCACCCUAUAGACACAGCUCAUUAAUUAUAUGUGUGUUGACUUUCAUUCUAAUCUUUCUUAUAUAUAUGUAAUCUUCUAUGACAUCUGGGCUCAUAAUUUUAAUAGAUUGUCUUAUGUAACGUAACCCUUUUUUGUUUAUCUCAUCGAAUCUUAUUAUAUCAGUCUAUAUAGUUACAUUUCUCUACUACGGACUGCUUUUGUGGUAAAAUCGGUACUAAAAACAAAAUUGUUGUACAUCAUAUAAGAACAUGUGUAUCCAGAUAAAUUGAAUAAAAGGAGGGAAAUUCA
Magallana angulata is the source of this 1350-nucleotide messenger RNA. RefSeq names its product proline rich transmembrane protein 1B-like. Lineage: Eukaryota; Metazoa; Mollusca; Bivalvia; Ostreida; Ostreidae. Gene Ontology annotation, cellular component: membrane. Bases 129 to 704 code for a protein of 191 amino acids. The transcript has 5 exons. The record is from RefSeq and is a predicted model, not a curated record.